AUGGACGCUCAUAUGAACAUGCUGGAAAAUAAAACAACAGGGAAACUUCAAAAGCAGAUUUGUCAAGUCGUUCUGGAUCAUUUUGAGAAGCAGUACACAACGGAACUGGGAGAUACGUGGAUCAGUGUCAGAGAUGUACUCACAUACCCGUUGUGCUGGCAGUACGCUGUCCUGCUUAACAAGUUCGGCCAGUCCACUGAACUGGAGAACAUCUUGCGUGUGAAGGGAUAUCAUCCUGCCUUUCAAGGACCUUUGCCCUAUCUUCCGGCAUCAUUGAAGUGUUACAUUAGGAGAACUCCUGGGAGAUUCCCUGCACAAAAACACCAGGCUGGAAAACUGAAAGACUAUUAUCUGCUGAAUGCUGCUUCGCUGUUGCCAGUGCUGGCAUUAGAAGUGAAAGAUGGGGAAGAUGUUUUGGAUCUCUGUGCUGCACCAGGGGGUAAAUCAGUAGCUAUGCUGCAGUGUGCCUAUCCAGGUCAGUUUCACUGUAAUGAGUAUGAUGAUGUGAGAUCAAGAUGGUUGGAACAAACAAUAGAAUCCUUCAUCCCGGAUCCUUUGAUUAACUUAAUAACAGUCUCUAAACUGGAUGGUAGACAGAUUGGAGAUCUUAAACCUGAAUUAUAUGACAAGGUACUGGUUGAUGCUCCUUGUUCAAAUGACAGAAGUUGGCUAUUCUCUUCUGAUAUUCAGCAAGCUACGCUUAGGCUAAUACAAAGGAAGGAGUUAUCUUCUUUACAAUUCCAGCUGCUAAGGUCUGCUAUUAAAGCGUUGCGUCCUGGUGGAUCUCUGGUCUAUUCUACAUGCACUCUCUCAAAGGCAGAAAACAGCGAUGUAAUAAAUCUCAUUCUAAACUCCUGCAGUAACGUUAUGCCCGUAGACAUAAGUGAAAUGGCCAAAGCUGUUUCUCAGGAAUUCACUUUUCUCAGUGGUACACAAGAGCAUGAACUUCUGGUUCUCCCAGAGAAAGGGAGAGCAUGGGGUCCAAUGUACGUAGCUAAAUUAAAGAAAAUGUAGUCCAUCUGAUGCCUGUUAGUUUUUUUUAUAAGGGAUAUGUGAUAAAUUAAUAUUUAUUUCUAAUAU
This is a messenger RNA of Charadrius vociferus (killdeer), 1080 nucleotides long. It is a transcript of the gene NSUN3, whose product is annotated as NOP2/Sun domain family, member 3. Gene Ontology annotation, biological process: rRNA methylation. Lineage: Eukaryota; Metazoa; Chordata; Aves; Charadriiformes; Charadriidae. The coding region runs from base 1 to 1014 and encodes 337 amino acids. The transcript has 6 exons. Gene Ontology annotation, cellular component: mitochondrial large ribosomal subunit. Gene Ontology annotation, molecular function: methyltransferase activity. The record is from RefSeq and is a predicted model, not a curated record.